AUGACGAGGCGGGCUCCGGCGCGCGGCGGGGGCGGGGGCGGCCAACUCCUGCUGGUUCUAUUGCUUGUCGCGGCCGCGGCAUUGGCGCCGCUGCGCGCGCGCGCGGUCACCGACGCUUCCGACGUUACUGCUAUGAAUGGGCUGUACGUUUCACUCGGAUCGCCAAGCCUUCCCGGGUGGAUUCCAAACGGCGGAGACCCCUGCGGCGAGGGUUGGCAGGGAGUUACCUGCACCGGCACAGGCAUAACCAAAAUAAAGAUGAAUGUCGCAAACCUUGGAGGGCAGCUGAGCAGCUUAGGGAACUUCACUUCAAUCACCACCAUAGAUCUUAGUAACAAUAAUAUUGGUGGAACUAUACCAGAAGACCUACCUCUCACACUGCAGAAUCUUUUCCUCUCUGCUAAUCAGCUCACUGGAAGUAUUCCCAGUUCAUUGUCCAAACUUACAGGUUUAUCAGCCAUGUCACUCAAUGUCAACCAUCUAGAUGGAGAACUGCCAGAUGCUUUCGAUUCACUUGCUGGACUUAUAAAUCUGGAUAUUUCUGAGAACAACUUUACUGGUGUGUUACCACCUUCAAUGAAAAACCUGUCAUCUUUGACUACAUUGCGCAUACAAAACAAUCAACUGUCAGGGACCCUUGACAACUUGCAGGAUCUCCCCAUCAAAGACCUGAAUGUAGAGAACAAUUUGUUUUCUGGACCAGUACCUCCGAAACUAGAGAACAUACCGACCUUCAAAAAGGAUGGUAAUCCAUUUAAUACGACUAUAGCCCCGUCAGCAUCACCGCCUUCAGCGUCACCGCCUUCAUCAAUAGGACCAGCACCAACUCCAACACCAGCAGGACCAAAACAAGCCCCAACACCAACAACAACGCCUACAGAUCUAAGUCCAACAAGAGCACCGUCACCUCCAUCGCCCCCUUCAAAAUCCCCUCCGCCCUCAAACUCUUCUGAUGGAUCAACUACUCGAGAUAGCACCUCGUCAUCUCAGAAACAUAAUUCGUCAAAAAAGCUCAAGAUUGCCGGAUUUGUUCUUCUUGUAGUAGUGCUAUUAAUAUCUAUAGCCCUGCUGGUAAUCUUUUGUUUGUCCAAGUACCAAGAGAGACGGUCAAGAUAUGAUUAUAACAGAAGUCAGCUGGGAAGGGUGCAUCAUAGGGUUGAACCCCAAAUUAUGCCGGCUUCAGUGCAAAAAAAGGAUGAUACUAAAAAAGGUCCAGGUGAGGCCCUUGACAAGAGAAGCCGCGAGUCAAGUUUGGCAGCAGCAGCAGCUCUCCCAAAGAAGCCUGCUGAAAACCGAAAGGAGCACAUAAUUAAUUUGGAUCGAACAGACUCGGAACUUUUUGCAGUUGCACCCCCUCCACCUCCACCACCCCCUCCUGAAAAAGUUGUUGUACAGCCCAAGCCCAUUGUUACUCCAGAAAAGAGAUAUAGCCCUCCACCAAGGACAAGUACCCCAACUUCUGCCACACCCUACUCUGUUGCAUCUCUUCAGCAAUAUACAAGCAAUUUCAGAGAGCAGAACGUGAUAAGAGAGAGUAGAUUAGGAAAGGUAUUCCUAGCUGAGCUUCCUGAAGGCAAGUUAUUGGAAGUUAUGAAGAUUGACAAUCCUAACGGAAGAGUGUCAGUGGAUGACUUUCUAGAAUUGGUUGCGCUUAUCUCAGAGAUCAAGCAUCCCAACACCCUUGAGUUAGUUGGAUACUGUGCUGAAUAUGGACAGCGAUUACUUGUAUACAAUCACUUCAGCAGAAAAACACUAGAUGAUGCACUUCAUGAUAGAGAGGAAAUCGACAUUGAGCUAUCAUGGAAUGCUCGUCUCCAGGUUGCUCUUAGCUCCGGAAAAGCCUUAGAGUAUCUCCAUGAAAGCUUCCAACCACCGAUCGUGCAUCAGAAUUUUGAACCAGCUAAUGUUCUCCUAGAUGAUAAGUUGUCAGUGUGUGUUGCUGAAUGUGGACUAGCAGAGCUGAUGCCCUCAAGUUCUGUCACUCAGCUGUCAGGUCGGUUGCGCACAUUACUGAACUAUGAUGCGCCUGAAUUCCAGGAAUCUGGGAUCAUUUCAGAACGAGGCGAUGUUUACAGUUUUGGAGUAGUGAUGCUAGAACUUCUUACCGGGCGUAAACCAUACGAUAGUUCACGCCCACGCCAUGAACAGCAUCUUGUUAGAUGGGCCGGUUGUCAGCUCCAUGACAUUGAAUCCCUUUCCAAGAUGGUGGACCCUUCUAUUCGAGGGCAGUGCUCCGAGAAAGCAUUGUCGCGGUUUGCUGACAUAAUCAGCCGCUGUAUCCAGAGGGAGCCAGAAUUCAGGCCACCGGUGUCUGCAGUUGUCCAGGACAUAACUAGCAUCGUGAAUGCUUCUCGUGAGGAAUCAGAGUAA
This is a messenger RNA of Triticum turgidum subsp. durum (durum wheat), 2370 nucleotides long. Lineage: Eukaryota; Viridiplantae; Streptophyta; Magnoliopsida; Poales; Poaceae. The record is from the annotation of a GenBank genome assembly.